AUGGUAUCCAUCGUUCUAGGUUUGCCGGAGGGUAAUGUGGAUAGCGACGAGGACGACGAGUCAUGUCCGAGUGGUGGUUCGUACAUGGAGUUACACGACAACGUUCGCGAGUGCCUGGAGAAGGACCCGUCAGAGCGGUGCUGUGAGGACAUCCACGUGUUGCUGGACUUCAUGCAAAACAUGCCAGCGUUCGCUAACCUGCCGAUGUGCGUGCGACGUGAAUUGUGCUGCAAAAUGGUGUUCGCUAUCGUUGACAAGGCUGGCACGGUGGUCAUGAAAAAUGGCGAGCAGUUGGACUCAUGGUCGGUCAUCGUCAACGGCGAAGUGGAAGUGACACUUCCUAACGGUCAGAAAAAGUCUUACCACCUCGGUGACUCAUUCGGUGUCAAGCCGGUCGCUGAUCCUCAAUACCACGUUGGCGAGAUGCGAACCGUCGUCGACGACUGCCAAUUUGUGCUGAUGGCUCAAGCGGACUACGUGCGUAUCAUGCUAAAGGUACCUGAGAAUUUCCAGCGCCAUACGGACUCAGCCGGCGAAAUCAUCAGCGAAACCGAACGAAGGUACGCCAUAGUUGGUCUGUGUUUUCUUCUUCGAUUCGCCGGCGUGGGCGUGUAA
This is a messenger RNA of Soboliphyme baturini, 615 nucleotides long. The record is from the annotation of a GenBank genome assembly. NCBI's taxonomy places the organism in Eukaryota, Metazoa, Nematoda, Enoplea, Dioctophymatida, Soboliphymatidae.